GCCAUCUUGUCUCAGUGUCUGGCUUGGCGACGAAGCUGCUGGUUGGCCGUGUGGGUCCGUGAGUGGAAGGCGCGCCGGCUCUUUUGUCUGAGUGUCCCCCGGUGGCUCGGUCCCAGGCCGUCCAGUGAUUUUCCCCCCUGGGCAGUCCGCAGAAGCCUCAGUGGCCGCCCGUGCUCUCACUCUCGGCUUAGUCCCCGCGCCGGGAAGGACCGAAGCCCGCAUCACGCCCCUCUGCCCCCGCCGAGUCCCUUCUCUGUCGCCGCGUCCGAAUCGGGUUCCCGGAAUCAGAAGGUGCCCCAUAGAUGGCCAGCUUUCCCCCGAGGGUCAACGAGAAAGAGAUCGUGAGAUCGCGUACUAUAGGGGAACUUCUAGCUCCGGCAGCUCCUUUCGACAAGAAAUGUGGUGGUGAGAACUGGACUGUAGCUUUUGCUCCAGAUGGUUCGUACUUUGCAUGGUCACAAGGAUAUCGCAUAGUGAAGCUUGUCCCGUGGUCCCAGUGCCUUAAGAACUUUCUUUUACAUGGUUCCAAGAAUGUUACCAAUUCAAGCUGUCUGAAGUUGACAAGACAAAAUAGUAAUGGUNGUCAGAAAAAUAAGCCUCCUGAACACAUUAUAGACUGUGGAGACAUAGUCUGGAGUCUUGCUUUUGGGUCUUCAGUUCCAGAAAAACAGAGCCGCUGUGUUAAUGUAGAAUGGCAUCGGUUCAGAUUUGGACAGGAUCAGCUGCUCCUUGCUACAGGAUUAAACAAUGGCCACAUCAAAAUCUGGGAUGCAUAUACAGGAAAGCUCCUCCUUAAUUUGGUAGACCACAUUGAAGUGGUCAGAGACUUAACCUUUGCUCCAGAUGGGAGCUUAAUACUUGUAUCAGCUUCAAGAGACAAAACUCUCAGAGUGUGGGACCUGAAAGAUGAUGGAAACAUGAUGAAAGUCUUGCGGGGACAUCAGAACUGGGUGUACAGUUGUGCAUUCUCUCCCGACUCGUCCAUGCUGUGUUCAGUUGGAGCCAGUAAAGCAGUUUUCCUUUGGAAUAUGGAUAAAUACACUAUGAUAAGGAAACUGGAAUGACAUCACCAUGAUGUUGUAGCUUGUGACUUUUCUCCUGAUGGAGCAUUGCUAGCUACUGCAUCUUAUGAUACUCGUGUGUAUGUCUGGGAUCCACACAAUGGAGACAUUCUGAUGGAAUUCGGGCACCUGUUUCCCCCACCUACUCCAAUAUUUGCUGGUGGAGCAAAUGACCGAUGGGUACGAGCUGUGUCUUUCAGUCAUGAUGGACUGCAUGUCGCAAGCCUUGCUGAUGAUAAAAUGGUGAGGUUCUGGAGACUCGAGGAGGAUUGUCCAGUACAAGUUGCACCCUUGAACAAUGGUCUUUGUUGUGCCUUUUCUACUGAUGGCAGUGUUUUAGCUGCUGGGACACAUGACGGAAGUCUAUAUUUUUGGGCUACUCCAAGGCAAGUCCCUAGCCUUCAACAUUUAUGUCGCAUGGCGAUCCGAAGAGUGAUGCCCACCCAAGAAGUCCAGAAACUUCCGGUUCCUUCCAAAGUUUUGGAGUUUCUCUCCUACCGGGUUUAGAAGGAAGACUGCCUUUCCUGGUGGGGCCUGACAGAACACUUUUACAAGACACACCUCAAGCUUUACCAACUUAAGCAUUUGUUCAUAAAGGCUCGGAAGAUUUAUUUAAUUUGAUUGACUCUUAUACUUCAUUUCUUUUGUUAGUUGAACUUUUAAAGCAUUAUUUAUAGACCAUAGGAGAAAUAUUUCUGAACAUAUCAUGUAAUUUUUUUUAAAGAUUAACUGUGAAAACAUAUACAUACCUGUACAUAUUUAGAUACAAGCUGCUAUGUAUUGAAUGGGCCCUUUUAGUUUUCUAACUCUUAGUCUGACCUGUAUAUAUUGCUUCAGUAGAGCCAUGGUGUAUAUAUGUGCUGUUUGUUGGAACAAAUUUAGUGGAAUUUUUGUUCUCUUGUAUUGGGACACUGAGUUUCGAUGAUGCUGAAUUAAAGCAGAAUUGCCUCAUAGGAAAUGGGAUUGGUUAGGAUGGGUGGUGUCGAACUGCCUGGUAAAAGAGAAUUUUUGUAUAUGGCAAAGAUUUUCUGCAAGAAUGGUGUCAGGGAAUUUGAAUGUGACAUUUAAAAAAAGAGCCAGUAAAAAGGUAGCUAGAAAAGUUGUUUCUCUUUAGGCCUUAAUUUUGGAAAGCAGCUACUUACCCCUCAGAGAAUAAAGUAUUAUGCAUUCUUGUCAGUUUGAAAAAUACACCUAUUGCAUUAUUGAUAAAUAUUUUGUUAAUACUAAGGGACAGUUAUUUUAAGGUUUUUUUUUUUUUUCCAAGAAACAAACACAUACUCUGUUUCUGCAGAGAAUAUUGGUGACUUACCAAAGAGAAGCAAUAAAAUGUGUCUGCUUUUGCCUUAUGUUAUUUAUCUUAUCUGCAGAUGUUGAGAAUGUAUGCAUUAUGUAAAAUGUUUGUUUUAUAUCUUUGUUGAGUUUUUUUAAUUAAAAGAUAUAAAAAAUAA
Molecule: messenger RNA, 2509 nt
Organism: Peromyscus maniculatus bairdii (prairie deer mouse)
Lineage: Eukaryota; Metazoa; Chordata; Mammalia; Rodentia; Cricetidae
Source: RefSeq, a predicted model, not a curated record